GAGCUGCCAUUGCAGAGGAAGCAUCUGCUAUGGGGACAGCGACACAGCAAACCCUCAUCGCUUUACUCUCCAUAGCAGCAGUGGUUGCCAAGACAGAAGACACCUGCCCAGAGGUGAGGAUAGUGGGACUCAGUGGUUCCGAUAAACUCGCCGUUCUCCAAGGAUGCCCUGGCAUGGCUGGUGCCGCAGGACCCAAAGGUGACCCAGGAACUGCAGGACUGAAAGGUGUUCGGGGAACACAGGGAAUCCCUGGGAAGGCAGGACCACAGGGGCUGAAAGGGGACAGAGGUGUUGCUGGUCCCCCAGGUACAAAAGGUGAUAAAGGAUCUCCUGGAGCACCCGGAACACUAGGAGAGCGAGAGCUGGACAGCGUACAGUGUAAGAAAGGAGCAAAAAACUGCAAGGAGCUGUUAGCUAGAGGGAACACCCUGAGCGGCUGGUACGCCAUCUACCCGCAUGACUGUAAUGCCAUGACCGUGCUGUGUGACAUGGACACCGAUGGGGGGGGAUGGAUUGUUUUCCAAAAACGGGUAGAUGGUUCCGUGGAUUUUUUCCGUGACUGGGGUUCAUACAAGAGAGGUUUCGGCAGCCGACUGUCAGAAUUCUGGCUGGGGAAUGACAAUAUCCACCUGCUGACAUCCCUUGGAAACCAUGAACUCCACAUUGACCUCAAAGACUUUGAAAACAACACGCAGUUUGCCAAGUGCAAGUCAUUCAAGAUUGCAGGAGAGACGGAGAAAUACAAACUGGUUCUUGGAGACUUUCUUGGAGGCACUGCAGGUGAUUCACUAACCUCACACAAGGACAUGCCGUUUUCAACCAGAGACCAUGACAACGACCUGGGCUCAAACGCUCGAAACUGUGCUGCAAUCUACAAGGGGGCCUGGUGGUACAAGGACUGUCAUUGGUCCAACCUGAAUGGGAUGUACUUGACUGGUGCCCACGCCAGCUUUGCAGAUGGGGUGAACUGGAGGACGGGCAAAGGAUAUAAUUAUUCCUACAAACAAUCAGAAAUGAAAUUUAGGCCUGUCUAGCUCAGCCAGCAGGCACACGAUGCAAGAGAACUGCUCUCUGGCUCUUGCCUGUAACAUAUUUCUGCCAGCUGUAUUUUCCUGGCAUUGCCUUCUCCUUUCUCCCUCCAACGCCUGGGUCCUAAGUGUGGCUAAUGCUCUGAUCUUCAUUGUGGUACCACUGAUUUCACCCGUUUCCUUCGGCUUCCACCUGUGACUGCAUUGGCUGCCCAACCAACAGAGCUGCUUCACGUGCUACAGGGUUCAUGGCCGGGGAUACGAGCCAAAGUGGCACCCUCUUUCUAGACACUAAGUAGCGACAAGCUUAAUCUCCACCGAGUCGGGCUUAGAAGCCUGCUCAUGUCGUUAAGGGAGUGGGUUGGGACUCCAGAGAUGGGGUUCAGGUAUUGCUUCUGCAAUCCAUUUCCAGUGUCAUCUUUGGCAAGUAACGUAGGAGACGACUACACCGCAGCUGGGAGGUGUAAUUCCCAGCGUGGGUAGACGUACAUGCACUAGUUCUGAUCAGCAGCAGUUGGGCCACAACACCUUGGGCGAGCCACCUGAGGGCAUGCCUGGGACCUUCGACAGACUUGGGUCCGCUCAAAAGCGUGUCUCUCU
This is a messenger RNA of Terrapene triunguis (Three-toed box turtle), 1628 nucleotides long. Its product is annotated as ficolin-1-like. The transcript has 10 exons. NCBI's taxonomy places the organism in Eukaryota, Metazoa, Chordata, Testudines, Emydidae. Bases 30 to 1034 code for a protein of 334 amino acids. The record is from RefSeq and is a predicted model, not a curated record.